This is a messenger RNA of Rhinocladiella mackenziei CBS 650.93, 1104 nucleotides long. RefSeq lists its product as uncharacterized. The transcript has a single exon. The record is from RefSeq and is a predicted model, not a curated record. Gene Ontology annotation, molecular function: nucleotide binding. Bases 1 to 1104 code for a protein of 367 amino acids. Lineage: Eukaryota; Fungi; Ascomycota; Eurotiomycetes; Chaetothyriales; Herpotrichiellaceae.
AUGGCUCCCAUCCGGGUAGGAAUCGUGGGCCUGUCAAGCAAACCCGGAGCGUGGGCAACUCUGGCUCAUCUGCCUCGAUUGGGGAAAUCUCCCAACUAUGAGAUUGUGGCUCUGUGCAAUUCUUCGUUAGAAUCCACAAGGGCGGCCAUUGAAGCCCAUAAUCUCCCCAAGUCCACCAAGGCUUAUGAUUCUUACGAAAAGCUGGCGGCAGACCCAGAUAUCGACCUCUACGUGGUCUCAACUCGGGCCGAUACUCACUAUGCUGUAGCGAUGCCGGCGCUGAAGGCUGGUCGAAAUGUCUAUGUGGAAUGGCCAUUAGCUGCCACCACUCAACAAGCAAAGGAAAUGGCCGCGUUGGCAAAGGAGAAGAAUCUCAAAACCAUCAUCGGUUUACAAGGCCGCAUGUCCCCCAGCGUGAGAAAAGUCAAAGAACUCAUCGAUACGGGAGCGCUGGGAGAGAUUCACAGCGUCAACUAUCACGGGGCGAUCCAUGUCUGGCAGAACAACGCCGCAAGUCAUCGCUAUUUUUACUUCAUGGACCGAAAGGUGGGAGGAAACCUGUUGACGAUAUAUGGCGGUCACGUCCUCGACUCGAUUUUGUAUGCAGUCGGAGAGUUGAAACCCGGGAGCUACACUCCAAUGACGGCCAAUUUGAGACCGCGGAUGCGCAUCAUGAAGGAGGACGGAUCGCUGUCGGAAGAACUCUACGAGAAAGACACACCAGAUCAAAUCCUUUUGCAGGGACGACUGGACAGGAAUCCUCCGGCGGUAUUCAGUUUUCACUUGAGGGCUGGAGAUAGGUUCAUCGGGAAUCCGGGGUCCACAUGGAGAAUAUACGGAACCAAGGGAGAACUGGCGGUUGAAUUCGCCAGUGCUGGGCCACAGAUGGCAAAAGCGGGCAGCAUCCAGUUCUCCAACUCUGAAACGGGACAAAUCGAGGAUAUCGUCGUUGACGAGGGUGGCAAGGAAUGGACGGACCUUCCGACUCAAGGACAGAAUAUUGGUCGCUUGUAUGAAGCGUAUGCUGAAGGCCAGUCGUACGGAGAUUUCGAUCUGGCUGUUAAGAGGCAUGAGUUAAUAGAUGAAUUCUGGGUGACGAUGUAG